Molecule: messenger RNA, 2027 nt
Organism: Styela clava
Lineage: Eukaryota; Metazoa; Chordata; Ascidiacea; Stolidobranchia; Styelidae
Product: erlin-1-like
Biological process (GO): SREBP signaling pathway
Cellular component (GO): endoplasmic reticulum; endoplasmic reticulum membrane
Molecular function (GO): ubiquitin protein ligase binding; cholesterol binding
Source: RefSeq, a predicted model, not a curated record
UCACUGCCUUACAUAUAUCACGGUGCCUCAUGUAACAAUAUUUUUUUAAAUAUUAAUUCAGUAAUAAAUACUUUUAACUUUAACAAUUAGUCAACAACUUGAAUGGCGAACGCAAUAAUUGCAAUCAGUGCUUUUGGAGUUUUCCUCGCACUUGCAGUGAAUUUUUCUCUUCAUAAAGUGGAUGAAGGACAUGUUGCUGUAUAUUACAGAGGUGGUGCCUUAUUGCAAAGUACAGCAGCCCCAGGAUAUCAUGUGAUGAUUCCAUUCAUAACGACGUAUAGAACUGUACAGACAACUUUACAAACAGAUAAAAUCAAAAAUGUACCUUGUGGAACCGGUGGUGGUGUCAUGAUAUACUUUGAUCAGAUUGAAGUUGUUAAUAUUCUUCAUUUUUCUGCUGUUCAUGCGAUUGUGAAGAAUUACACUGCUGAUUAUGAUCGUGCACUGAUAUUCAAUAAAAUACAUCAUGAAUUAAAUCAGUUCUGUUCCGUUCAUACUUUGCAAGAAGUAUAUAUUGAAAUGUUUGAUAUCAUAGAUGAAAAUUUAAAGAAGGCUCUUCAGAAAGAUCUGGUAGAAAUGGCACCUGGACUACUGGUACAAGCAGUCAGGGUGACAAAGCCGAAAAUUCCAGAAACUAUAAGGAAAAACUUUGAAUUAAUGGAGGGAGAAAAGACAAAACUGUUGAUUGCUAUGCAGAAACAGAAAGUCGUCGAAAAAGAAGCAGAAACAGAGAGGAAGAAAGCUUUGAUAGAGGCUGAAAAACAGGCUGAAGUGUCAAAAAUUCAAUUUGCUCAAAAAAUUAUGGAGAAGGAAACACAGAAAAGAAUUUCAGAAAUAGAAGAUGAAUCUCAUCUAGCUAGAAUGAAGUCAAGGGCAGAUGCAGAAUUAUAUACUGCUCGAUUAGAAGCUGAAGCAAAUAAGCUGAGGUUGACACCCGAAUUCUUAGAAUAUAAGAGGAUUGAAACUCUUUCUUCUGUUGGUAAAGUGUACUAUGGACCAAGCAUACCAAACAUGAUAUUUGAUACAAACAGUAGAGAGAAAUAUGAUGAUGCCGUUGCCGCUUCUCAACAACGAAAAUCAAUGGAACAGUCUGCUGCCUCGCAGACGAAAGGUUCUCCAUCUCAAUGAAAAAAGAAGAAGAAAAUGUAAUUGAAAGAUAAUAAUAGAAAGUGUAGAGAAUGAAAUGCCAUGUUAUGGUGCUAUUAUUGCCUACAUUGUGCUGUUUUAUUUGUUUAUUCCAACAGAGAUUAAAGCUAAUUCAUUUGUUUCUUCAAUUUUGUUUAUAUUCUAUGGCCAAACUAGUUGUGCCUAAUCAAUAAGUAAAUGUAAGCUUUUGUUAUUAAAGUUUUGAUUAGAAAUUACCGUAAUUAGAAAUAUUACCUGCUUGAUUAACAAUAUUACUUGCUUGAUUAACAAGUGUUCCUCGUUUUAGUUUAAUUUCCCUUCAUUGCUUGGAAUUAUUGAAAAUAACGAGAUUGUGCAAUUAUGGAGAGAAUUUGUCAACUUUUUAUGCAAAUCACGUUUCAAAGCCAUGUCACAAACAAUUGUACACAUUUUCUAAGCAAAAACUUCAUGCAAUGAAUAUAGCGAACUUCAACCUUCAAUAUAUAAUUUUCAAUGAUAGUUGUUUGUCUAAAAAUUGUGACAGAAUACAUAAUUUUACCAUGCAUAAUGUUAAAUCUAGAUUUCGUGUCCUUCCAAUUGUUAUAUUAUCUGAGUGAACAUUUUUUAACGUCCUGAUUAUAUGAGAAUCAUCUUUUUCUUUGCUUGGGAUUUCACUAGUUCAAUUAUCAAAUACAGUUUUUACAGUACUUUCAUAUUGCCAUGACCCAUGAGUGCACUACUUUAAAAUAGGGUAUUGGUCGAUGAUGGAAUACAAUUAAUAUCAUUGGAAUCGAAUUCAAUUUGUGAACCGUUUUUUUAUGCUCUUGUAUCUGAAAACUACUAAAUUUUGCCUUUUUUAUAUACAAAUGGAUUGCUCCUGUUGGAGUACAAAGUAUUCUCAUAAAAUACUUUCAUAAUUUGAA